AUUAUAUAUAGUUUUUAUUCUACAAAGUUCUAAUUAGAGUUUUAAUGGCUUCUUAUUUAUGUCUCUCUGUCAUAUUGAUCGACUCUGAAAUUGACAACUUUGGUGUUUUUGGACUCGCAGAUCCUAAUGGACCAAUGAUAUACAAGGGACUAUACCAUCUGUUCUACCAAUACAACCCAAAAGGAGCUGUUUGGGGAAACAUCGUCUGGGCCCACUCAACAUCCGAGGACCUCGUAAACUGGACCCCACAUGAGCCAGCCAUAUUCCCAUCCCAGGAAUCCGAUAUCAACGGCUGUUGGUCUGGUUCAGCUACAAUUCUUCCCAGUGGCAAACCGGUCAUUUUAUACACCGGAAUCAACCCCCAAAACCAACAAGUACAGAACUACGCCGAGCCCAAGAAUCUUUCCGAUCCAUUCCUCAGGGAAUGGGUCAAGUUGCCUCAAAACCCACUAAUGGCUCCCACCCAAGCCAACCAAAUCAACGCCAGCUCAUUUAGGGACCCCACCACUGCUUGGUUGGGCCCAGAUAAGUGGUGGAGAGUCAUCAUUGGAAGCAAAAGGAACAGAAGAGGAUUGGCUAUUCUUUACAGGAGUAAGGAUUUCGUUUACUGGGUCAAGGCCAAACACCCGCUUCAUUCCGCUAAAGGAACUGGAAUGUGGGAAUGCCCUGAUUUCUUUCCCGUGUCUGUGGAUGGCCCAGUUGGGGUUGACUCGUCCGCGAUUGGGGGCAAGGUUAAGCAUGUCCUUAAGCUCAGUUUUGAUGACACUAAGCACGACCAUUACACGAUUGGUACGUAUAACUUUGAUAAGGAUAUCUAUAUCCCGGAUAAGGGUUCAGUGGAGGGUUAUACUGGUUUGAGGUAUGAUUAUGGCAAAUUUUAUGCUUCCAAGACCUUUUUCGAUGAUGUCAAGAAUAGGAGGAUCUUGUGGGGUUGGAUUAAUGAAUCUUCAAGUGUUAAUGAUGAUAUCAAGAAGGGAUGGUCUGGAGUUCAGGCAAUUCCAAGGACCAUUUGGCUAGACAAAUAUGGGAAACAAUUGAUCCAAUGGCCAAUUCCAGAAAUCGAAAAAUUAAGACUAAACAAUGUCAACUUGUCUAAUAAAUUACUCAAGGCUGGAUCAAAGCUCCAAAUUUCAAAUGUCCAAGCACUGCAGGCUGAUGUAGAGGUUUCAUUUAAAAUUAGUGGGUUUGAGAAGGCAGAAAAAUUAGACCCCAGCUGGACAAACCCACAAAUGUUAUGUAGCCAAAAGGGUGCAUCAGUUAAAGGUGGUUUAGGACCAUUUGGUCUGCAUGUUUUGGCUUCAAAGGGAUUAGAAGAAUACACAGCAGUGUUCUUCAGAAUUUUCAAAAGUUACGACAAAUAUGUGGUGCUUAUGUGCAGUGAUCAAAGCAGGUCCUCCCUCAAUGAAGAUAAUGAUAAGACCACUUAUGGGACUUUUCUAAAUGUUGACCCUGUUUAUGAGACGAUAUCCUUGAGAACCUUGAUUGAUCACUCUAUAGUGGAGAGCUUUGGUGGAAAAGGCAAAGCUUGCAUCACAGCUAGAGUUUAUCCUACCUUAGCUAUUGGUUAUGGAGCUAAUUUGUAUGCUUUCAACAAUGGUAAUCAAGAUGUUCAGAUCACAAGCUUGAAUGCAUGGAGUAUGAAGAAAGCAAAGAUCUAUUAAUUGAUCAAAACAAGUCAAGAUAUAAUAACAUAUAGGAAAAUUUGGUAACUGAUUAGUGGAAUUAAUAAAAGAUGUGACCCUAAUUAUAAUCUAAUCUCUCUUUCCUUUUCGAUUUUCUAGGCCUUGCAUUUGUAUGUUGUAACCCAAUUAUGCGGGUCACCAAAAUAUUUAUGAUUUGGGUUUCACUUAGACCUGUUAAAAUUCAUUGGGAUAAUCUUUAUAUGUUUGUCAUGUGUAUUUUUAAAUAAUUUUUAUGGUGCAGUUUGCCACAUUAAGUAA
This is a messenger RNA of Humulus lupulus (European hop), 1940 nucleotides long. RefSeq names its product beta-fructofuranosidase, insoluble isoenzyme CWINV1-like. The record is from RefSeq and is a predicted model, not a curated record. Lineage: Eukaryota; Viridiplantae; Streptophyta; Magnoliopsida; Rosales; Cannabaceae. Bases 45 to 1661 code for a protein of 538 amino acids. Gene Ontology annotation, molecular function: hydrolase activity, hydrolyzing O-glycosyl compounds. The transcript is spliced from 6 exons. Gene Ontology annotation, biological process: carbohydrate metabolic process.